Molecule: messenger RNA, 463 nt
Organism: Echinostoma caproni
Lineage: Eukaryota; Metazoa; Platyhelminthes; Trematoda; Plagiorchiida; Echinostomatidae
Source: the annotation of a GenBank genome assembly
UGAAUCGAAUGCACUGACUGCUCAAGGCUGUCUCAUAUCCCAACUAUCGGAUUAUUUGGAUGGUGUAAGAAUCUACUUUGAAUCCGUCGCCGACCAGGCCACCAUUCCUACAUGUCCGAUGUACAUUGGCUCUGGUUUGGGUACCACUGUAUCAGUCCCGUCUAAUAUGGCAAUCGGUUCACCUCAGACUGGCUCGACCGGAGCUGGAGCUGGCUCAGNAGGCCCUUCAUCUGGAGCCUCAGCCACUACGACUGCGGCAGCCGCUGGCGGAGUGAGCUCUGCCGCAGUCACAUCUGGUGCAGCUGUGUCCUCAGCAUCGAUUCCGGUGUUGACAGAAGCCCAUCUCCUGGUCGAAAUGAGACUACACUUGUGUGUGUUUCUUUUUGAGCUUAUUCGUCAAUUGCCAAGUGAGUUUAGGCAUUCAGCACACCUACUCUGUUUGAUCAACUACAGUAGAGAAUAA